Molecule: messenger RNA, 4782 nt
Organism: Erythranthe guttata (spotted monkey flower)
Lineage: Eukaryota; Viridiplantae; Streptophyta; Magnoliopsida; Lamiales; Phrymaceae
Product: paired amphipathic helix protein Sin3-like 2
Biological process (GO): negative regulation of transcription by RNA polymerase II
Cellular component (GO): histone deacetylase complex; chromatin
Molecular function (GO): transcription corepressor activity
Source: RefSeq, a predicted model, not a curated record
AAUAGAAUUGGCGUAAUAAGAGAUACAACAUCAUAUUAUGUAUGUAGAGCACCACCACAAAACACCUCCAAAUUCUUGCUCACCUCUUCAUUUUUUCCUUCUCUCUCUCUAACGUUACAAAGAGGCUGCGCUAAAUUAAAUUAAAUUAAAAAAUAAAUUAAGGAUUUUUUAACUGUAAUCAUUUCUCCAUUGGUUCGGUUCUUCGAUUAGAUCUGUUCGCUUUUCCCUUUUCUGAAGGGAAGAGAUUUUCACAGAGGGGAUGAAGCGUUUGCGAGACGAUGCAUAUGUGAAUCCUCAAACUAAAAGGCCGUUCGGACCUUCUUCUCGCGGAGAAUCGUAUGGGCUGCCAAAUACGGUUGUAGGAGGUGGAGGUGGAGCUGGAGAUGGCAGCGGCGGGGGAGGCGGCACUGUUAAUGGUGGUGUUGGUGAAGGAGGCGGUGGCGGUGGCGGUGGCGAUGACGGCGGGGGUGGCGGCGGGACUGUUAAUGGUGGUGGAGAAAGUGUCACUGAUGCAGCUGUUGACCCCGGCAGUGCUCAAAAACUCACCACCAAUGAUGCUUUAACUUAUUUGAAGAACGUUAAGGAUAGGUUCCAGGAUCAAAGGGAAAAAUAUGAUAAAUUUCUCGAUGUCAUGAAAGAUUUCAAGGCUCAAAGAAUCGAUACCGCUGGUGUCAUAGCUAGGGUGAAAGACUUGUUUAAAGGGCAUCCUAAUCUAAUACUUGGGUUUAACACAUUCUUGCCUAAGGGAUAUGAAAUUACCCUCACCGAUGAAGAAGAGGCUCCACCAAAAAGAACCGUUGAGUUCGAAGAGGCUAUCAGUUUUGUCAAUAAGAUAAAGAAGCGUUUUCAAAGCGAUGAUCACGUUUAUAAAUCUUUCCUGGACAUUUUGAAUAUGUACCGGAAGGAACAUAAGGGUAUAACGGAGGUCUACCAAGAGGUUGCAGCACUUUUUGGUGACCAUCCAGACCUUCUUGAAGAGUUCACAAGAUUUCUGCCCGAUACAUCAGCCACAGCCUCAGCUUCUCAUGCUUCUUUAGGCCGCCACCGUUAUGAGGAGAGGAGCUCAGCUAACCCCACCAUGCGGCAGCCUAACAUAGAUAAGCAACGGUCAAGGAGUGACAAGAUCAUUGAUCCCCAUGGGGAACGAGAUCUUAGUGUUGAGCGUCCUGAAAUGGACGAUGAUAAAACAGCUGUAAAGUUGAACAAGGAGCAGAAGAAGAAUACUGAGAAGGAAAAUAAAGAUAAGAGAAACCUUGACCAGGAUGAAAGAGAUCCUGCCGCUGAAAACGGGGACACUAGCACACAUCGGCUUUUGGAGAAAAAGAAACCUGCUCGAAAAGUUGAAGACUUUGGGGGGAGCUCGAAUUUUGUCAACUAUGAUUUCAAAGAUUCAACAAAAAGUAUGUACAGUCAGGAAUUUAGUUUCUGCGAGAAAGUCAAAGAGAGGCUGAGCAGUGCAGAUGAUUACCAGGCAUUCUUAAAAUGCCUUCACAUUUACAGUACAGAAAUCAUUACAAGAACGGAAUUGCAGAGUUUGGUUGCUGAUUUAAUUGGAAAAUAUCCCGAUCUUAUGGAAGGGUUCCAUCAAUUUUUAGAGCGCUGUGAGCUAAAGGAUGGAUUUCUAUCUGGUGUUAUGGGCAAAAAAACCUUAUUGGAUGAAGGUAAUUCUUCAAAAGCUCCACGGGUAGAGGAAAAGGACAAAGAACAAAAGCGUGAAGUGGAAGUAGGAAAAGAGAAGGAUAAAUACAAUUUGAAGUAUUGGGGGAAGUCCAUUCAAGAGCUUGACCUCUCUAAUUGCGAUCGCUGCUCUCCUAGUUAUCGUCGUCUUCCCGAAGAUUAUCCAAUACCUUUAGCCAGCCAGAGAUCAGAGCUUGGUUCCCAUGUUCUAAACGAUCAUUGGGUAUCUGUGACAUCUGGCAGUGAGGAUUACUCGUUUAAACACAUGCGGAGAAACCAAUAUGAAGAAAGCCUGUUUAGAUGUGAAGAUGAUAGGUUUGAGCUAGAUAUGUUGUUGGAGUCUGUCACUGCAACUGCCAAAAAAGUAGAGGAGUUCUUGAAUGGUAUUAAUAAUAAUACAAUUGGUUCUGACAGUCCCAUACGGGUUGAAGACCAUCUCUCAGCUCUGAAUUUGAGAAGCAUUGAACGCCUGUAUAGUGAUCAUGGUCUUGAUGCAAUGGAUGUUUUGCGUAAGAAUCCAUCUGUUGCAUUGCCAGUUAUCCUCACCCGCCUUAAGCAGAAGCAGGAGGAAUGGAGUAGGUGUCGUUCGGAUUUCAACAAAAUUUGGGCUGAAAUAUAUUCUAAGAACCAUUACAAGUCUCUUGACCACCGGAGCUUCUAUUUCAAGCAACAAGAUUCCAAGAACUUGAGCACAAAAUCUUUAGUGACCGAGAUCAAAGAAAUCAAGGAGAAAAGACAAAAAGACGACGACGUGCUUCAUAUUGCCGCUGGAAGUAGGCACUCAAUCGUUCCAGACCUUGAAUUUGAAUAUUCCGAUACCGAAAUUCAUGAAGAUGUUUUCAAGAUUAUCAAAUACUCGUGCGAAGAGGUGUGCUCAACAAAAGAACAAUUGAAUAAAGUUAUAAGGUUAUGGACCAAAUUUCUCGAGCCAAUGCUCAGUGUUCACUCCAGGCCACAUGAUUUUGUCGGUACUGAAGAUAACAGUGUCUCUAAGCAUCAAAUUGCGAAAAACAGCACAAUUGAAAGUGAAGAUAGUCCGAAUACUGAUGCUAUCCCCUCGAGCUUGAAGCAACCAAAGUCUAACUGCAACAGUGAUUUUACUACAUCACCUCAACAAGCUAAAGAAUGGCUUUCCGUGUCUGUCGGUGAAAGAUUAACUAACUCUAACGCAGCUGUUGCUUCUGGACCAGAUGUUAAUCAUGUUCAAGGUGCAACCUCCUCGCGCGUGAUUAAUGGUCACAUCGAGGAAAGCAAUGGAUCCAAACCUAUUGCAGUGGAGAUUCUCCCUUCUAAGGUUUCCGAUACACUGAGAUUGAAUCAAUCGACAAAUGGAGAGUUUGCAGAAGGCCUUAGUAAAAACGAGAAAGAAGAGGGUGAACUUUCCCCUAUUUGCGACACCGAAGAUAAUUUUGGUGCCUAUGAGGAUGACAAUUCACAAGUCUUGCCUAAGAAAAAUGGCAUGCCAUGUGAAAUGACCAAUCAUGAAGAGAAUCAUGCAAAUGCUGCUGCGUGUGAAAAUGCCGAUGACGGGGACAGUGAGAAUCUUUCCGAGGCGGCAGAUGCUUCGGGCAGUGAGUCAGCUCCAGAUGAGUGUUCGAGGGAAGAGCAGGCAGAGGAGGAAGAAGAUGGUAAAGCUGAGAGUGAAGGUGACGCUGAGAAUACAAUUGAAGCUCGCUAUACUGGGAUAGAUGGCACAUCUGUGCCUCAGUCUGAAUAUUUUCUCCAGACUUGUAAACCUCUGUCGAAGCACGUGGCUUCUCCAUUAGUUGGCGGCGAGAAAAAGGAUCGUCAAAUUUUCUAUGGAAAUGACGCCUUUUACGUGCUUUUUAGACUCCAUCAGACACUAUAUGAGAGAAUAUUAUCAGCUAAGGUGAAUUCAGUAUCUGGAGAAUCGAAAUGGAGAAUCACAAAGGACGAGAGUUCUGAUACUUACUCCAGGUUUAUAAGUGCUCUAUUUAGCUUACUUGAUGGAUCUUCUGAUAAUACAAAAUAUGAAGAUGAUUGUCGAUCACUGAUUGGAAACCAGUCUUAUAUGCUGUUUACUUUAGAUAAGUUGAUAUAUAAGCUGGUCAAACAGCUUCAAGCUAUUACGGGUGACGAAGUGGACUGUAAGCUUCUUCAGUUGUAUGAAUAUGAAAGUUCUAGAAAGUCAGAGAAGUACGUUGAUUCAGUUUAUUACGAAAAUGCCCAUGUUAUUCUGCACGAGGAGAACAUAUACCGGCUUGAAUGUACAUCUUUUCCCACCCGCUUGUCGAUCCAGUUAAUGGACGAUACAAAUGAGAAGUCCGAAGCAACUGCAGUUUCAGUGGAUCCUAAUUUUGCCGCCUAUCUCCAAAAUGACUAUCUUUCAUCGGUUCAUGGAAAAAAGGAGUCGUCCCCAAUAAUGCUGAAGAGGAAUAUGCGGAAGUAUGCUAGUCUUGACGAAGCUAGUGCUUUCUAUAUGGCUACAGAAAACGUGUUGAUAAUGAAUGGUUUGGAAUGCAAGAUGGCAACAAACUCAUUUAAGAUCUCAUACGUUUUAGACACAGAGGACUACUUUAUUCGUUUAGGGCGGAGAAGAAAGAACAGAUCAUCAAGCAAGGAACAAGCGAGGGUGCAAACGUUUCACCAGUUUUUGUCAGCAUCUCUAUGAUUUGGCAUUCCCUUUUUCACGAUGCCACAUGAGACUUUGCUGGCAAUUUCUCCAUCGAAGAACUGGCAUGUCAGCAAGUUCGUCGAUUUGCGUACGAAGGAAUUAAAUAACUUAUUGGUUUGAUCUGAUCAUGUCGAUGGAACGGAUGCGGUUGAUCUAUCUGUAUAUAAAAGGAUUUGGCCCCGUAAUCUUAAGUGUAGAGUCUUAUGUUUAUUUGAUUGUAUUUAUAACUUUUUUCACAGGCAAAAGGUAGCUCUCUUUUUGUUUCUUACAAUGUUGUAAUAGGUUUGUUUGUAAGUUUCAGGCAGUUGGGAUUCUGCCAGAAAGAUGAUAUAAGAGACAAAGGGUUGGGGAUAGGGUUCUUUUUUUGCCUUCUUGAAAUGUGUAUAUAGAACUCCAUGGGAAAACUCGUGUAAAUGUAUUUUCAACAACCUAUAAUUUCUUGUCUAUUUGAAGUUGAUUUUUUGUGUUCA